AUGGAACAGUCAAGUUAUAAUAUUGAAGAUGUGUAUAGAGAAUUUGCUACGAUCGAUGACUAUUUUUAUGUGACGGAGGAAGGUGUAUUUAGAGUUGAUACUGCACACACAUCAAUCAACGAUUAUUGUAAUUCCUGGUGGAACCAAGGAAAAGACAAUUGUCAUAAUCAUCUUGAAAUGACUAAUUGUAGUGUUAUUUAUUUGCUAAAAACGAUAAAGGAAAAGUAUAAAUUAGAAGAUGAUAAACUUGGCGAAUACGUUAUUUUAUGGUUAAGUUAUAAACUAAAUAGAAAACCACAACAUAAAUUCGCCAAAUUAAAUGAUUUUUAUAAUAGUUAUAUAGAAAAAAAAGAAUGUUAUAAUGAUACAAUAAAAGAUAGUGAUAAUAUGACUUAUAAGGAUAUUAUAAAUAAAAAAAAAUAUUUGAUGGAUAUGAAUAUUAAAGAAAUAUCUAAAUUUAAUGGUCCAUUUAAUAUAUUAUUUUAUUUGUAUCAUUUAUUUCAUGAUGAACCUUUGAAAUGCGAAACAAAUUUGAAAUUAGCUAAAGAAUUUGUUCAAAAAUUUCAAGAUCUCAAUAAAGAUUCUAAUAAUAUAAAAGACAUUUCAUAUAAUAAACUGUUAUCUACAUUAUCAAAUGAUUAUAUAAAUUUAAUAAAUAAAUAUGGUAAUAAAUGUACCAAUUUUAAUUCACUUCCAGAAUUAAACACCCAUAAAAGCCCUGUAGAUGAUCCUGUAGAUAUUUCUGGAAAAGAUUCUGGACAAUCUACUACACUAAGUCCUGAAGUUACAUCAUCAAGUUCAUCGAUAUUAAACACAGUAAUUCCAGUUUUAUCGACAUUUUCUUUAAUAUCACUUUUCUUGGGAGUUGCUUAUAAGUAUUCAUUAUUUGGAAUUAAUAAACUAUUCCAAAGACAAUAUAUAAGAAAAAAAUUAAAUCAAGUAAAGAAGAAAAUGAAAGUUAAUAUAUGA
Messenger RNA from Plasmodium vinckei vinckei, 969 nucleotides. Its product is annotated as PIR protein CIR protein. NCBI's taxonomy places the organism in Eukaryota, Apicomplexa, Aconoidasida, Haemosporida, Plasmodiidae. The transcript is spliced from 3 exons. Bases 1 to 969 code for a protein of 322 amino acids. The record is from RefSeq and is a predicted model, not a curated record.